Dromiciops gliroides (monito del monte) is the source of this 3758-nucleotide messenger RNA. RefSeq names its product mitochondrial antiviral signaling protein (gene MAVS). The transcript has 7 exons. Lineage: Eukaryota; Metazoa; Chordata; Mammalia; Microbiotheria; Microbiotheriidae. Bases 132 to 1580 code for a protein of 482 amino acids. The record is from RefSeq and is a predicted model, not a curated record.
CCUCCGGAGCCGCUGGGCUGCGGCGGCCGCCUCUGCCUCUUCUCCGAGCGGCCUCCGAGCCUGGGCCGCUGCGCCAUCGCCGGCUUCCGCCGAGCCGGGACCGACCGGCCCCGGCCCCUGUCCGCAGGACCAUGGGGGUGGCCGAGGAGCGUACCGAGAAUUAUAUCCGCAACCACCUCAGUCACUUCUUACGAGUCGAUGUCUUGGAGUUACUGUCCCACCUGCCCUGCCUCACCCCCGCUGAUCAGGACAAGAUCCGUGCCCACAUCGAACGCUUCGGGAAUCAUGACAGCGUGUGGAAGCUCUUUGACCACCUCCGGAGGCGCUCAGCCUGGGUGACCUGCUUCAUCACAGCCCUUCAGAAGUGCGAGCACAUGGACCUCGCUGAUGAGAUUUCUAGGGAAUAUGCCUCCAACCAGACCCCAGGGUUCCAGAACCAUCCCCGCAGCAUCGCUGCCCCUGUUCCACCCAGUAACUCGGCCAGAAGGCAGCAGGAGCCCCAGGACCCUCGGCCAGUACCUUAUGCUGGAGCCCCAGGGACCCAUCCAUCCGCCAGUGGGAGCCCAUCCGUCCGAGCAACCGCUGCUUUGCCCGACACCACCUACAAUGGCUACCCUGAAGAACUAGAGGGAGAUGAGGCAAAAGACAGCCCCAGUGCCCCUGUCCAGGAGAGCCAACUGCCUGAGCGUCAGAGAGAGGUCCCAGGGGCGGCCCUGAAUCCUGCCCAUUCUGGGGACACAUCCAGGAACCCCCAGAGCUCUCUGGGAUACCCUUAUUUCUCAGCUCCUGCCCCCACAGUCCCUGGAAAGCACCACAAGGCAAGCGGAGGAUCUGGGGACAGCCCCCCAGCUGCCACCUCUCUCCCAACAUCUCCCAGAGGCCCCAUCUCUCCGUCUGUUUCCUUCGUGUCCCGUUCCGCUAAGAAGGAGAGCCCAACCUCUGGAGCCCCAUCACUUCCUUCACAUGGAGCCUCCUCCUCGCCCUCACACCGUGCCACAGCGGCUGCCCCUCCCCCCCAAGCCAGUGGAGAGCCCAGCACCAGGAUCCCAGGGCCCCCAAAGGUGCGGCCAGCCGGCUCUCCCCACCCUGCUCCACCUCCCCAGGUGUCCCCUGGGCCAGCUCCCUCAGGGCAGGCACCCCCUCCCCAUGUGGAAGAGGUGGAGAUAAGCAAGCCCGGGGUGCUUCAGUCACAUGAUGGGGAGCCCUACUCCGGCGGCUCAGAUCGCCUGAUCAUCAGCAACCCCUCCGGGAGCGUGGGGUCCCUCCACAUCAGUUCUGAGAAUCUCCCGGAGGAGAACGACUACUUGUCGAUCCACACUGUGCCUUGCCGUGGUCCCCUCGGCCAGCCCGGGGGCUCAGAGAGCCCCUCCUUGGGGACCUUUGAGGUCCGUGUUCAUGAGAGGCCCAGCGAGGACCUCCUGGGAAGCAGCCCUGCAUCGGCCCAGACACCCAGCCCUGCGGCCCAGCCUGGAAGGGUUCCCGCUGGCGACGGCUCCUGGGGUGUGUGGCUGGGGUCCACUGUGGCCGUGGUGCUCUUUUCUGUGGCCUUGGCCGUCAUUUACAAGCGCGGCCAAAAAUAAGGGGUCUAACGGGACCCCUCCCUCCCUCCCUCCCUCCCCCUCCAGUGUCACGGCUUGUUGGCAGCCCCCCAUCUGGGGGCAGGGAAGAGGAGUAGGUGUAGGCUGCGUUGUGGAGAGAGGCCUCCUGUGUUUGUGGGGUCCUCUGGUGGAGCUGGCCCCUAGGGCCGGGAUGCCCACGGACCUCCUCGGUAAGGAGGGGGUCAGAUGAGAGGCCAGGUAAGGGCCCCAGGCCUGGAGAGCUCUGAACACAGUCUGCAUCCCCUCCCCUUGUCCCUCUCCACGUGCUUUGUGCCGAGUUGUAGCUUCUGCGGUAGGGAUGGGCAGCGGGCAGCAGCCCCGCUCUCCCCUGGUCCUGGGACGGACACAAUUUAGGGAGACAGGGAUUUAGGAAGCCUGUCAAUGUCAAGCUCUAACCACUCAUUUAUCCAGCUCCGUCCCCGACUAGUGGAGGAGGCAGAUGGGAUGACCUCAUCUCAGGCCUGGGGUUCUUGUAGAUGGACCCAGUACAGCCCUCAGAGCCAUGGGCUGCCUUGGGAGGUAGUGACUUGCCUGGCACCGAAGGUGUCUCAGCACAGUCCGAAUCACUGUCUCCUAAGCGGAUCUGUGAGGCCCUCUGCGGCCACCUCCUCCCCACCCCGCGCUCUGUUAAGACCCCCUGUGCUAGGCCUGCCGAGGAAGCAAGAGCGGGUAGAUCCUGUUCCUGAGAAUAGGCUCAUGGGAAGCAGAGAAUGUGUCAGGCCUUGGCCGAGUUGUCAAGCCUGUGCACGGGCCCCGGCCAACAGUGAAGCUGAGGGGGCCCAGCCCCUCUCCCUGUGCCUUCCCGAGGCGGCCUCAUGUGGCCAGGGUGGGAGCCCAGCCUCGGAGCUGGCCUCGGGCCGUGGGGCUUUCUCUGCGGCUGCUUUCAGGCUGGCAUCUGCCUAAGCUUCACAAGGCCCAAACCCGGGCGUCAUCCGGCUCUUUCCCCCACUCCAUGUCAUCACCAACUCCUCACCAUCCCAUUCAUUCAUAAGUGGUUUGUGCCCAUCUUCCUCUCUUCCUUGUCCCAUUGCCGCUGACACGUGGUAGAAAGGCCAUUGGAUAGGGAAUGAGAAGUCUUGGGUUCAAAUCCUGGCUCAGCUGCUUUUCUGUCUCCUUGAGCAGGCCUUCCUCUGAGCCUCAGUUUCUUCAGAUAUCAAAUUGGGGUGGCUUGGGACCCAAGCAGGGGUUAGCUGGCCUCCAGCCCAUGCCAGGGCACUCAGAGCCUCUGAUGUCAUUGCCCCCCGCCUCCCCCAGGUGGCCACAGCCCUGGCGCCUGUGGGAUCCGAUCCAGCUAAUCUGGCAUUGAGAGCCAGCACCCUCUCCUAGGAGGGUUCCAGGGGUCCCACUGAACUAUCUCCCCUGCCUCUGACCCAUCACAUCUUAGCUCUAACCUCCAUGGGACGGAACCACCAGGUCCAGGACGCCCAAGGCCAUGGGGGCAGUGAGGACUGGAGUUGGAGGGUCCAGACAAAGCCAGUCCCUGCCCUCGGGCUGGCUCUAAGGCCUUGCGCCAUACUUGCUCCUUCCAGGAAGUCAGCCUUGAGCCGGGCACACUGAGCCCUGGCUGGCAUGUGUGUGCCUUUUAUCCGAUCAGACAGUCCCUCCAGAGCAGGGGCCGGGUCACUCCCCACUGGUGCUCACUGGUAGAGAAAUGAAGGCACGACCCUAUUUUGAGGGGGUGAAAAACCACUCUGGAGGGGGAGGACAGAGAGGAAAGCUGGGCCUUGGGAGGAGGGUCCCUGUUGUCUUCCUGAGCUGCCCCCGCCCCCCAGCUGCAGCCCCCUUACAGACCCUCCCCCAGUCACUGUGGAGUUGGGCGUGCUUGCUCCAGCCCACCCGAGGGGACGCCCUGGGUCGGGCGCGCUCCUUUGGCUGGCUUCGCGGGCCAGUUAGCUGUCCCCAGUCUUCUGUCCUUCCCCUACAACGCACUUAAAUCCAGUACCUUUAGGGGAGGUUGUUGGCAGCAUUGGCUUGUGUCCGUGCCACAGACACCUGGCACCUUAUCCCAGGACCCUGCUCUUCUGGGUCCAUUUCCCCACACAUUUGGUGGAGAGGUUGGGCCGAGAAGAGUUGGGUGACCUUGAGCCCACCAUCGCCCCCUCCCCCCCCCCAACCCUGUGAUUGCUCAGUAUCUACAAUAAAGCUGUUUGGAGAAAUUGA